AUAUCAAUCAUGUCAAACACUUCAGCUUCACUCUUGUCAACUUGUCAUAAUAAAUGCAAAAAAACACGAAAAGGCAAGGGCAAGGUAUACAAAUUUAGAGAAACGAAAGUUUACAUUUGGAAACUUUUAUCUAUUAAAAAACAACAAAGCAAUAGUUAAACAUGGUGCCUGAAAUGCAAUUGGUAAUUACUGAGAAUAAGCAAGUAAUAAAAACAAUUGGGAAAGAAACCAAUCUACAAGCUUCACAUCUAGUGAAGUCUCUUCAAGAAUUUCAACAUUUGGUAAAUGCGACCCUAACUAACAUUAUAGAAGACCGUGGUGGGAUCAACCAGGAAGAUAAUGAAGAAUUGAAUGAAGAGAGUGAAGAAGAUGAAGAUGUUCCUGUUACCCCAAAGAAAAGUCGGAAAUAGUUCAUAGGUACAUUUUCAUUAUUUUACUUAAUUUUAGUGGUAAAUAUAGUCCAGAGUGAUGGGUACAUAUGGUAAUACACCAUGUUUUUGUUUCAUGUCUAAAACCUCAAGGCUAUGUUUCUUAUGUUAGGUUCUUUUUUUAAUUAUAUCUUUUACACUACUUUUAGGAUACCUAAUUAGUAUUAGGUUAUAAUCUGAUUGAGGUAAUAACAGGAGUAAAAAAACUCCUUAGUGCCACUUGCUAUAUCCCACUUACCCAGGGUGAACCGGUUAACCCAGUGUCAAAUUGUACAGGUAACCAUAGUAACUCCAGGUUUAACAGGUUAACCCCGGGUUAGUGGGAUGGUGCAAGUGGCCCUAGUUUAAUAAACAUGUAUUUUAGAACAGUUGAUAUAUGCCAAUUAUAAAUAUUCUUUUACUGUUAUAACACUGAAUUAUUUUAUAUGAAUAAUAAUGUCAGUGUGAAGCCAGAGGUAUUGGACUUUAACAAUAAUAGGGUCUAGAAUGUACCUAUAAUGUACCCAUUUUCAUUACUGUUGAGUGUAUAUUUAAGUGGUUUUUAAAUAAAACAUCAAAAUAUUUUCAGUA
Cydia pomonella (codling moth) is the source of this 998-nucleotide messenger RNA. RefSeq lists its product as uncharacterized. NCBI's taxonomy places the organism in Eukaryota, Metazoa, Arthropoda, Insecta, Lepidoptera, Tortricidae. The coding region runs from base 162 to 410 and encodes 82 amino acids. The record is from RefSeq and is a predicted model, not a curated record. The transcript has 2 exons.